This is a messenger RNA of Xyrichtys novacula (pearly razorfish), 18821 nucleotides long. The record is from the annotation of a GenBank genome assembly. Lineage: Eukaryota; Metazoa; Chordata; Actinopteri; Labriformes; Labridae.
CAUGAUGCCUUUCUCGUCGUCUCUUCCCCCUGCUCACUCCUCUCUGCACCUCCUCUUCUUCUUCUUCUUCUUCUUUGACAUCAGCUGUUCUGCCCACAGAGCUGCUGUAGCAUCCAGCUGGAAGAAGAAAAGCGCUCCGUCCGCGCUAAGAUGCUGCUGUUCGUCAUCCUCGGGAGUGUGGGAGCGGUGACGGUCCUGGUCAUUUUAUUCGCAGCACAGAUCAGGUAACAUGCUCUACAAUAAAACCAUUGACUCCCAGUGAAAUAGAGGCUUUGGAGCAUCACGGGUGGGUUGUUACUUGGUUGACAGGGCAUUACAUUGCACUGAUGUUGUUCUUACAAAGGGCUGGUUGGACGCUGUUAUUAAAGGUCUGUUUAUAUAAAUCAGCUGAUGGUAAUUUCGGGGUUUUAUUCUCGCCUCCUUUUGUUCCACUCGACGCUGACUGGCUCCCAGCAGCAGAAAAUCAAUGGUAGAGAAAUGAUGGAGCUGUGGGAGUUUUUGCACAGACAUGAACCGGGACUCUCCAUCCGAGCCGCCCGGGCCUAUCAGGAGGCGGCGCGUGGGAGGAGUCCUAACCGUGUGCAUUACUCCAGCUGAGCCAUUGGUCACGGGGCGGACCCGCACGGUGGCGUGGGUCGUACGACUUUACGCUCUCUGCUGUACAUUCUCCAAGUUUGUCCCUGAAUAAUGAAGCUGGCUGUGUGCAUGUGUCCCAACAUAAUGUGGACAAGAUCUGCUCUGACAGAGAGAGAGGGGAGCUGCUGGUCAUCCAAACAGAACCGUCUGAAUGUUUUAUCUCUUUAUUUACAGAAGAUAUGCAGCAGGAGGAGUGUGCAUGUCCACGGCUCUCCUGGAAGGAAAGACAGUCCUCAUCACAGGGGCCAACACAGGGAUCGGGAAGGAGACCGCCCUGGAUAUGGCAGUGAGAGGUAACUGUGAAGUUUGAUGUGUGGAAGCACUUAACACCCAAAUGUAGGGCUGCUCGACAAGGCGAGAAAACUAACACUGUCAGUAUUCAAGGAGUGCAUGUACUGUAUUUUUCGCACUAUAAGGCGCACAUGAUUAUAAGGCGCACCAUCAAUGAACGCGUCUAUUCGCGUCUAUUUUCAUACAUAAGGUGCACCGGAUUAUAAAGCACAUAAAGCCAAACGAAACAGUCAGAUAAGUCAAACUUCAAUAACUCUGUGAGGCUACGGUAGCUGCAGCGCUCCGACAAGCCAAACGGAUUUUAAGUGCACCUUAUAGUGCGAUAAAUACGGUACUCCUAAGUUGAAAAAAAGAGUAAGAAGCACACAAAGAACUUUAGGUGCACAAUGAAAAUUGAUCAAAUAAUGUUUGUCUUAUUGGUCGGCAUGAGGACUAUUAUUUGAAAUCAAUUUUGGUCACGUGCAUUGACUGUAUAUACUCUGGACAACUUGGUUCUGCCUUCCACCAGUGUACGGAUUUGAAGCCUAAAAGCUUUCUGUAAUUCCACGUUUUUUCUCCCUUCCUGAAACCAACAUUGCGCAGUAGCGUUGUACGCAUUCAGCGGGAAAGUCACAGAGAGCCACUGUGAUGAUGCUCGGCUCAAACAGCGUAUACCUCGGGUGAGCUUCGCAAUCUUCUUACGCCCAUAGGCUGUAUCAAUCGUCAAUCAUCGAGAACAUGAACCCCCUAAUAACUUUUAAAAAUGGAGCUGUACAGAAAAAAGAGGACUUGAGCACAAACCAGUUUUAGGCUAUGUUCACACUGCAGGUUAUGAUGCACAAUUCAAAACUUUCAAAACUCAAUAAGAGGCAUUAAUAGAGGUUUCAUCUGUGUCAUAUAUGAGUGGUCAGGAGACGUGAAAACCAUUUAGCUGAUUUAAAAAAAAAACAAAUUUACACGAUUCCUGAUUUUCUCUCCUGGUUUAAAAUCUCAUCCAAAAACUCUGGAUCUGACUACGACUCCUGGAGUGUGGCGUCCUUGGUUGACCUCGGUGUGUUUGAAGCUUUGCUCUGCCUGAGGAGCAGCAGGAGAAGUGGGUAAAAAUCUUCAUCACUGAGCAGCAGGCCAAAGAAAAACCGAGGAGAAUCAAUAGUUGCUCCAGGCAGCAGAAGCUCUCUUCCUCCUCCUGUUUUCGGUGAAUUAAUCCAGCCUCUGUUUGGAUCUCUGAUUGUUUCCAAUCCUGCAGGCGCUCGGGUCAUCAUGGCGUGUCGAGAUGUGGAGAAAGGAGAGGAAGCUGCAGCCAGUAUACGAGCGGCGUGUGCCAGAGCAGACGUGGAGGUCCGAGAGCUGGACCUGGCAGAUACCUGCUCGAUACGAGCCUUCGCGCAGAAGUUCCUUAGCGGUGAGCUUCAGAGGAUUACUGCGGUUUUAUUUCAGGUAAAUCUCAGCUGACGUGAUCGUUUCUCUUCCUCAGAGGUCAACCAGCUUCAUAUCCUCAUUAAUAACGCGGGUGUGAUGAUGUGCCCCUACACCAAGACUAAAGACGGCUUUGAGAUGCACAUCGGAGUCAAUCACUUAGGUGAGACUGAAAAUACUUUCACCUUUACUGUAUUUAAGAAAACUUUUAUCUAACGGUGAAACAACUCUGUGUCUCAGGUCACUUCCUGUUGACGUCCCUCCUGAUCGGGCUGCUGAAGCGCAGUGCGCCGGCCCGCAUCGUGGUGGUCUCUUCUCUGGCACACAACUUCGGCUGGAUCCGAUUUCACGACCUCCACAGUCAGGGGAGCUACAACAGCGGACUGGCGUACUGCCAGAGCAAGCUCGCAAACGUGCUUUUCGCCAGAGAGUUGGCGCGCAGACUCAAAGGUACGCGCUCACGCCUGUUUACGUUAAGACGUGUUGAGAAGUGGAAGGCGAACUGCAGUUCCUUUAAUGACCACUUGAGGCUCAGAACAAAGGAGGGUUUUAUUCAGAUUCGUUGUCUUCACAGAUACAAAUGUGACGGUGAACUCAGUCCACCCGGGUACAGUGAACUCUGACCUGACCAGACAUUCAACCCUCAUGACGAUAUUUUUCACCGUCUUCUCCAUGUUCCUAAAAACGCCGCGAGAAGGAGCGCAGACCAGCAUCUACUGUGCAGUGGCGGAGGAGCUGCACUCCAUCUCUGGGAAACACUUCAGGUGAGUGAAAACUUCAGUCCGACAUGUUAGUCUGAGAGUUUGGAGCUAAUCUGAUCUUCUGGUGACCUGCUCUGAACUUCCUCAUUAAAAAAUUAUGUCUCAGUCUUCAGCGUCCUCGUGAAAAACCACACAUCCCACAAGCUCCGCUGUUACCGUGGAAACGUUCGUGCUUCAAAACUUUGCACAAAGCCCGAAGGGAUUGUGUUUGUCUCCUUAAAUCUGCAUCAGCGGCUCCGACAUGGUUUGACCAUUAGACAGUUAGUCGUGUUUUUAAAUGUCAUUUUAUGCUCCUCAGAUAAAGGAUAAAGAUAAGCUGCAGGGAGGAGCAGCAGCGACACAAAGGGUCUGUUUGUUUGCAGUAGUAUCUUUUUAUUGUAAAUAGAUAUUCAGUUUAAACUGUUAUGAGGACCAGUGCUCCAGUCACUGUUUCUGAAAAGUAAUCAACAUCUGGUUUUAGUGAUAAGAGUAAAAGAGGACAGUCUGAACAGCAGGUGGGAAUUCUCUCUAAUAGAGGUGGAGUUAAGGCGGGCCUUCAGUCACCUGGCUAACAGCUACAGUACGUCCCUGAACACACAAGCAACAAGCGCACAAAGACCAACAAACUGUGUGUUGAUGUGACCUGAUCGUAAUUUUUGAUAUUCUAUCAAUAACUCUGAAAGAGGGCAGAAUAAGACACACAUUAGGAAACAGAUCUACUGUGUUCACCAUAUUGUAUCCGAUCAUACCUUAUCAUGUAGCGUUGUAGAUAAUGGUAAUUUUUACUAAAAAGUAAAACAAUAUGGAGCGUAUUCUAUCAGGUGAUGUCACAACAUAAAUAUGUUGACUAAAUAAAAUAAAAAAUCCGUAAGACAAUAUUUAAGCAUGUCGUAGUGCAACACAAUGUUACACAACGUAUGUUACUUAUUCUGUCGUAUUUAUUAUAAUGUAUUGUAUCAAAAUGUCACUUAAUGUAACAUAAUGUAAUGUAUCAUAUAACAUUAUGUUACUUAAUGUGUAUGAUAUUGUUUGGUGUAAUUUUGCAUCAUAACAGAUCAUAUUGUAAUGUUACUAACUAUAUCGCACUGUAAUGCAUCGUAUUGUAUCUUAAUGUAAAGUAGCUUAUUGUAUCGUAACAUAAAACCAACUGUAUCAUAAUGUAUCGUAAUGAAACUUAUCGUAUGGUAGAGAAUCGUAACAUAACUUGUUAUGUACUAUAUCUUUAUGUAACUGAUUGUAAUGUAUCACAACAGAUCAUAUCGUAAUGUAACUUAUUGUAUCGUAUCAUUACAUAACAUUGUAUAUAAGCAUAUAUAACUGUAUCAUAACAUAUAUCAUAAUGUAACUUACUGUAACACAUUGUAAUGUAUCUUAUUGCAUCCGGACAUAACGUAUGGUAAAUUAUUGUGUCAUAUCACAACAUAAUGUAUUGACUUGAAUCAUAUAAAAUCAUAUCAUUAUGUGAACUUGCCCAAGCUCAAUAUCCUUGAGGCGAUGAUAAAACGUACUGUAUCUAAUCUUAUUGUAUUUUGCAUAUAAAGAGGUUCAGAAGACAAAUAUCACAGAGUAAAUAAUGAAGUGUAGGUCGGUAUCAUAUCGUACGGUGAAUUUGUGCACUGAGAGCCCGGAUUUUAAUGUUCCCUUCAUUCAAACUCCUUUUGGAGGUUAAACGUGUAUCUUCAGGGGGUUAAACACGUGAGCGUGUUUUCUUUUUUCUACUCGUGUCCGCCCUCCCCGAGGUGUUGACAGAUAAAAUUAAUGAUGCCACUGAUAUCCUCAUCAGGCACAAGGUCAUAUCAAAAAGGGAACGCAGCACCCAGAGCAGUGACUCACUUACACCCUUCAUUAUGUAAUAACCACCCCUCCUUCUUUCAUUACAGCGACUGCGCCCCUGCCUUUGUAGCCCCACAGGGGAGAAGCGAGGAGACGGCGAGGAGACUGUGGGACGUCAGCUGCGAGCUGCUCGGUAUCGAGUGGGACUGAUUCAACUUUUAACCUCCGCCUAUCUCAGAUCUCAAAGGGGCCCUUACUCUCUCUCUCUCUUAUCAUUCAUUUCAUUUUGGGUUCAAUGUUCUGUAUUUUGGACGUUUCUUACCUGAAUAAGCAGUCAGGUCGAUCUGUAAGAGGUACUCUAAUGUGAAGUUGCUUUUUUGUGUAAUAAUGCAGUAAUUACAUGGUAAUAACUGGAGUAUUUUGGCUGCUGUUGGAGCUGCUCUUCGAACCAAAACCACUCGACAGUAUUACGGUGUGAAGACAAAGAACUUUUUGACUCUAUUUUUGUGACACAAUGUGAAAACAGUGUAGGCAAAAAAGCAACUCGGUGUGACGUGAUGCUGUAGGAUACUGUGAAGGGUCGAGUCAGGGUAUAUGACCAGCAUCUUUAUUAUCCAAUAUUGUGACUUUAUUUCUCCUGAAUUUACAGCUGAAUGGCUUGAAUUUUGUGCCAGCGUUUCUAAACACUUGCAGGGGUUCUUACCGCGUUUCCAGGUCGACAACAAAAUUAGUAAACUACUGAAGAUAAGCGUCUGUCUGAGCCAUAAUUAGUGCUUCAAUCGCAUUAAUGUAUUUUGUGAUAAUUAUAGCCAGUUUAGAUGAAAAGGUUUUCUAUUUAAUCAUAUCAGAGUUAGGGUCAGCUCACUUCAAUCUUUCUUUUUUCCAUCUGCCAAAUCCUGCAGACUCCUGCGGGACCCACAGUCCUCUCCUCAUGUUUCAGCAUUUACACGAAGGUUGCCAAGAGUUUACAAUCUGUGUUUUAUACGAGUUCAACAUGCCUUUUACUACACUUACAGUCAUGUUCAGAGUUGAAUGUUUACAUAUGAUGUAAAUAAAGCCGAAUAUUAAUAUAUGAGGGGCUGCUUUUUUGUACUUUUGUCUGAGGCUAGACCUCCUCCCUGGAUCAACUUUUUGUAGGUUUUCACGUUAAAAGAUGGUUUUGACUGGCUGAUUGAAAACUGAAUAAAAGGGGAUCCAAGAUAGACCCCUGGGGGACGCCACUUCAGACAGGAGGCAUUUCAAAGUGAUCGCUCCACAGACAUUUUAGGACUUUUUCACCUCUAGAAACAAAUGAACGGUACAGAAGACGAGAACGGCCAUGGAUGUUUCUUUUUUUUUUUAUGCACUGCUAUCUCGUGAUGGUGACUUAUUAUUUCGUCAUCUCAAUUGUAGUGAUUUGAAAUGAGCCUCAUACGGUCGCACCAAAAUAUAUGUAGCGAUUUGAAAUGAGCCUCACAAGGCCGCACCAAAAUAAUACUUGGCGAUUGGAAUUUAUAAUAAAUGUCUGAAGAUUAAUAAUCUCAAAUUAUGACAUUUAUGCACUCGUUGAAAGGGGCACCACCCACCCUUAAUGGUGGGAAAAUAAAGAAAACAAAAGUUUAAUUCAGAAAUCAAACAUCAAGUCAGUUUUAAUUAAUCAGUCUUAAUUAAUCAGUCUUAUAUCUUAAGUCGAAAUUCUAAUUUCAGGGACUCCACUUCUGGAAGAACACUAACAGACAGGAACUUAGAAAAAUAAUGAUCUGUUUAUUACAGGAUAAUGAUGGUACAACAUACAUGCAAUAAAUGAUGAUAAGAUAAUGAGGAUAAAAUAAUAAUAGGUGAAUAAAUAAAGAUUCUGAGUCAGGCUAGGAGCACUAAAGUUAAUGAUAGUGAGUGAAUAUGCGCUAACAUAUUAACCUACACUAACUUUAGUGUCGAGAUAAACUCGGAUGUGGAUUUGGAGGAAUCUAAGAUUACCAGAAUAAGAGGAUAUCUGAGUUGAACGCAGGAGACAGCACCAGCCCUCUUUAGAGCUCUGGAGGUUUGCAUACUUAAGUGAGACUGGUCCUUGGAGAAGAUGGAGCAGGUUCCGAAGGUCCGGGCUACUGGCGGUUCGAGCGGUUCAGCUCAGAAGACGACUGAAGUCAGCCGAAGGAUGAGCCAGGAGUUGCAGCACUCAGGCCCGAAGCAAAAACCAGCGCCUGUGGAUCCUGUGGAUGCUCGUUUGGGUACUUCUUUAGUCUCACUCAAAAACUCUGGCACAGAGGAUGACCUGGGCCUGUUGGAUUGCGUUCGGAGGUGACUUUGAAAUCACGCAGAAAACUCAGAAAAACGAGGCUCGAAGAGCAGAGAAAACUUUCAAAAAUGGCUUCGCGAAAUUAAAGAAAAUCAAUCAAAGGCUUAAUCUUGAAUUGCUAUGUGCACAAAAAGUUGAAGUUUCAAAACUUGAACUAAGACGAUGUUAAAGAAAAAUCAACGUGAAUCAACACGUGGCGUAAAACUUAGAAGACUAAGAAAAAGUUCUAAGAGAAAACAAAGAAACGCACCACAGAAGGGUGUGGGCAGAAGAGAAGGGGCAUAAGAGCCGGGGACAAGAGAGUCAGCAGAAGAGCAGAAGCAUAAGAGAGAUAAGAGGAGUAAGAGUGAAGAGAGUAAGAGAGUGAGCAACCCGACUUCACUGGUUUUAUCUUCUCACACUGGGGGUGGCUCCGGCGUGUGUGUGAGGAGACAGAGGAGGGGUCGUGUGGUCUUUGAUUAUUUGAUCUAACUUAUUCUUUUGGCUGGCAAAAGAGUCAGAUCUGAUACUCACUCACUAUGAUUAAUAUCAUUGAAUGUUUGGUUUCAUGAUAAAUAAUUUGAUACUAAACACAUAUGAAUGAAGUGUAGGAUCACAUCAAACAUUCUCAUUAUGUUUUAAGUAUCACAUUGAACAUGCUAAAUUACUCUGAAAUGAAACAGAUAGUAACACAUGGAAACUGUGAACAACAAAAGAGUAAAUACAUGUGAAUGAACGUCAUCAUGAUUAAUAAUGGAUUCUAAAUACUCACAUUAAGGUUAUUCAAUGACAUUAUAACCACCUAAUGGUUAAAAAUACUAAAUAAACGAUUAAAAUAUAGAACAAACAUUUCUAAACCAUUUCUGUUAAUUAGAGCUAAGUUAUGAGUCACAAUCAAUAAAUUUAACUCUUAAAAGUUCAUGAAACAGUCUGAAAAGGUGUUGGUCUAAAGAUAUCCGGAGUGAUAAUUUGGCUUCUGAAGCACAUAGAAAAACGGGAAACAUCUCAUUUUAACACAAAUUUCAUGAUUAGACAGAUUAGUACAUUGCUGAAUGCAUAAGAUGUCAGGAUCAGUCAUUUGUAUUCUUUCACCAAAGGAAUGUAGUCUUUAUCAGUGCAUGGUCGAGCAGGGUUUUACGACCGAGGUCUGGAGGUCAGUGUCCCCCCUUUUCCUAGGGUCCGUAUGUUCACACACUUUAAGACACUAAAUCUCAAAUGGGAGAUCUGGGUUGAGACGUUAAUGUUUAUUUAGAUGGUCAGCAAAUGGAGUCAGUUUGAAAGGUAAUAAAACUCUGUCUCUGUUCUCCGAAUUGACCAAUCGUGAAGAGUCGGAGGUUUAGUCAACCUCCGGUUGGGUCACUUAUUUAACCUGAAAGUGUAAACGAGUCUGGAAAGAUUUAUAUCCUGUUUCCUGGGACCAGAUAAGGAACUUUCCUGUGAGGAAUGUGUGGGUUUCACACCCAGGGUUGUCUUGAUUGCUACAGUCCCCCCUUCGUCACGGUGGUCCUGUCCAUGGAGCAUCGGGACGACGAGUAGACAACCAUGAAGCAGCAGCAGCAGCAGCAGGUGUAUGCAAAUAGGACUGAUGCGUCUCGUCAUCACUAUGUGAAUCACUAGUACUGCUUUGAGAUAAAAUUAAGCAUGCAUUAAGCUAUCAAAUAAAAUAGUCUUGUUGUUAGACUUUUCUCAGUUAACUACUGGUAGACUAAUGUGAAAGAAAAUCUCCUAAUUUUUAGUAUUAAUGAGAUUUAGAAAAGCACUCUUUAGUCUGAAUGCUAACUGGAUCUAAGGCUAUAGCUGUUUUUCAUGCUUGCUGGAGAAGUCUGAAAGUUCAAUUUCAGUUUCAAAAAUGGUUAAGACUUAGGUGGAAAAGAAAGGUCUGCUAUAGACAUAUUAACCAUCUGUGUAUGAGCAUAGUCAACCUGAAUCACAAACAUCAAAAGUUUACUGCACAGAGUUUCUCUUAAACUUUGUCUGUUAAACUUGGGGAUGAUGCUCUUAUUGGUUUGACUAAUUAUCUGCUGUUGAGUCUGAAAUUUGUCAAUCUGAGUCUUAAUGACAGAAAUUUCAGGUUUUAAUCUGUUCAUGGGAUAUUUGACAGCUGACAAGCUGACCAUAUUGACAGAGGAGAGACAAAUGCUAACAAAGAAAGCAGCAACUGGUAUUGCAGUCAUCAAUGUAUCACCACAGCAUUUGGAUAUCUUAUUGGAGUCAUUUAGCUUUGGCUGAGUGACUUCUGCUUUCGCAGGACUCACACCUUCAUGACUCCGCAGUGUUAAUCUCAGUGGUUAGCUGAGUAGUCAUGUUUAUUCACCUUCAAAGUGGAUGAAACCGAUUGAGGUGGAUAAUAAGAUCGUCGUUUCUGAGAGUGUGAUUUACUCUGAUUCUGCCAGUCAUUCACCCCACUUUGGCGGUGUUGAUGGUUUUUCCUUUGUCUGGGACAAAACCCACCGUGACGGGAGUCUGAAUAACAACAGUUGGUCUCAAAGUUUACCUGGCGUUGGUCUGUGUCAGAACUGGGCCUUGGUGUGUAACUUUGACCUUUGUGAGUGUGUUGAGGUCGAAAAGGUUUUGGAGGCCUGGUUAACCACUCAUUUGGAGGCUUAUCGGAGCCUGAAAAUACACAGUCUGAAGCUUUGUUCAGCUCCAUGGGCAGUGAUUUUGUCCCCAUAGCCAAGAGAGUAACGGGCUCUGCUUUCUUAGCCAAAGUUUGUCGUUGUUUGGCAAAACCUUUUACAGCAAGUUCACGAAGCUGUCGGCUAGUCAAAGUGUUUGGACAAGCUAAGACGCCAAGGUGAUGACUGGUGGUAGGGUGGAGGUUCUGGACGAACAGCGUUUUGAAGUUCAAGUCCUCCUCCAUUUCUGGUUCAUUUCGGAAACCAAAGUAAGCUUCGCGUAAGCGGUUGUAAUACUGUUGGGGAGAUUCUGAUCUCCCUUGUUUAAUAGACAGAGCAGCAGAGAGGCCUGUCUGGGUCAAAUGAUCAGAAAACUCUUCGAUUAAUGCUUGGCAGAGCAAGUCAUAAUUAUUUCUGACAUGAUAAGGCUGUCGUUCAAGGAAACUGCUAACCUCUCGACUUGACGUCGCCUUAAUAAGGUAGAUUUUGUCAUCAAUGGUUGCACCUGGAAAUUUCCUCAGGUAAAAGUCAAUGUCUUUCAAGUAGGUGCAGGUGUCAGUAGCACCUUGGUGCUCAGGUUCAAAGCGUGCUAUGAUGCGAGCAAUUUUGUCAAGAUCCCUGUCUGAGGGAAAUGGUAAGAAGCCAUCAUGAGGAGGAGAGUAGGACUCUUGGUUUAAGGAUGACCUCUCAGGGUCAAGCAGGGUCCUGUCAUGAUGCUGAGAGAGAUACUUAAGAGUUGGUUUGGAAGGAAGUGAUGGCGCUCUCUCAGGAGGCUGAUCACCUAUCAUUUCUUCAAGAAACGUUUGCUUCAUGCGUUCUCUUUGGGCUCGACCUGACUGGAGGGAGCAUCGUAACUCUCUUUGGGCAUCUUCAAGUUCUUUAUCUGUCUUUUCUUGCCGUUCUUGACAAAGAAUUAACUGUCUUUGAGCUAUCUGGAGCUGGUGCUGUAAGGUAGAAGUUUGCUUCUCCUUAGCUUCAAGAGCUUCAGCACGCACUUUGACCAGUGCUUUCAAAGCUUUUACAUCUUCUGUUGCUUGCUCUAGUAGGGAUUCUGACUGUAUCAGAUCCUCUGUGGUCUUAGCAAGCUGCUUAUUCAUGUCAUCAAGUUCUUUCUCCUUUUUGUAAAGGUUUUCAUUAAGUCUUUCAAUCUUGUCUUUGAGAUCAAGAUUUUCUUCAUGACUUAUCAGUGAGGGAAGCUUUGACGCUUCACAUCUGGCACUGUGUUUUUCUAAAACACUUAAAGACUUCUUAGUCUCCUCUAGCGUCUUUUUCAGAGCGCUGUUUUCAUCUUUUUGCGCCUUUAUCUUUGCUAAAGCGCAUUCCAGCAAGUAGUCUUUAUACUCAAGCUGAGAAGACAUCAUGACAGACAUGCAUCUAGUGAGCUCUUUGUCACGAAGUGUCGUGGUUAAGGCUGUUUCCAGUAAGUCAGCCAUUGCAUCCUCCGGAUUGGAGGGUUUGGCCUUAUGAAUCUUAGUCAUGUACUGAGGUAUCAGCUGACUAAUUAAGUUUGCUAACACUGUGUGUAUGUCCCUCAGGGGGUCUCCCUGGCUGGACUCCUUUGUGUUAGGCAUGUUUGGUUUUGGUAAAGAGGUGCAGGUGGUUGGUUGAUGAGUUUGAGUUGGCUUAAAAUGAAAGGAAGAAGUACAAUAUCAAAUUAAGUGGGUUAAUCGACUUAAUUUAUCAGUGCUUGAUAAAGAGGAAGAGCCUAUCUGAGUAGAUCUCUAAUGGAGAGAAAAAUAACAUAAAGUUAAAUACAUUUCAAUGAAAAUUGAAAGAAAAACAAGGUGAAAUAAUGUUAAAUUAAAUUUAACAUCAGAUACAGAACCAUUGAAUAAAGGGUUCAAUUUGUCUCCGUGUUGCAGAGAUCAGCAAAGCUUAAAUAAACUGCCUGAUGCAGUUGGAUGAAUUUGAAAGAUCAAUGAAAUUGUCAAUUUAAGGAAUUAACUCUGAAGUUAAUUCACAAAUUGCAAUAAAUCCAAAGAUUCAACUACCCAAUUCAUCUGAAAUGUUAAAAGAAAUUUCAAGUAUUAAUUAAUUUGUUCAUUAAUUAAUUAAUCUUAUGAGGAGGGUUAAUACAUUCAUGUAUUAUAGGGAACAGUAAAACUGCUCAAUGGUGUGAUAAGUAACAACAAGAUCAGGUGAUUGAUUCAAGGAGUUACUUUAUCAAUACAUUAUGGAGGCUCUUAUAACAAAGAUAAAAAUCAAAAAUCAAUGAUCAAUGAUUUAGAAUAAGCACAUCAAACUUCAUCAACCAAGUCAAUCACUUGAAUUAUGUCUGUAGAGUGUUACGCACUGACUACAGAGAGGCAGUACAGCUGGCUGAUACUGCAGGCAGAUAAGCGUUAGCUCAAUACCAAAAGCAACCAUGUGGGGCAGUAUAGAGUUGGGAGAACUGCACAAGCUCAACACUAGUGGAGAAGAAGAAGAAAAGAGGAAACAGUCAUCCAACUAGCCUCUUGUGGCUGUGAGGAGUUGGGAAGUCUGCAGGAAGGGGCCUUUAGGCUCUGCCUCCUUGAAGGGCCUUAUCUGCUUAAGGCCAAAUGGUCAAUCUCUCCAAUGACAACAAAGGGUUAACAUUUCACAGCAGGAUCGUCUGCACCCUCAAACAUAGAACUUUACACCAUCUGCUCAGGCAGAUUGGUUCAAUAAAAUCAUUUACAGGAACAAGGAUCAAAGUGGCAAAUCCUUAAACAGCAGAUCCAACUGCAGACUUAAAAAAAAAAAUCACAAAUGUGGCGAUUUGUGAUCACGGAUUUUGUCUGAAUUCAUUCAAACAACAGCCUCCCACUGUUACAGUGGUUUCCUGUGACAGGUAGUUAAUCUGUCAGGGGAAAGGAGGAAAUCUGAAUCCCAUACAGUAUAGUUACUAGAACUUCGUAGCAGACUAUAGAGACAAGAAUCAAAGUGACAAAUCCCUCAACAGCAGAUUCAACUGCAAACUUAAAAAUCACAAAUGCGGCGAUUUGUGAACACAAAUUUUGUCUGAAUUCACUCAAACAACAACCUCCCACUGUUACAGUGGUUUCCUGUGACAGGUAGCUAAUCUGUCAGGGGAAAGGAGGAAAUCUGAAUCCCAUAUAGUUACUAGAACCUCGUAGCAGACUACAGAGACUUCAGGGGCUUGAAACCACAGCUCGGAGCAUCGCGAACACUGGGUUCAGCCAAAGGCCUUAAAUACAAGCGUACGGCGACGCCACAAUCGUGCACUUAAAUAUUGGACAGUCUAGACAGAGCAGAGGAGUCAGUCUCACUGCUACUCAGAACAACAUUUCACGCUGUCCAGCUCAAACACAGACUACAGGCAUGUAGUACAAGAGUGUGUGAAACACAGAGCAUAAAGGUUUUAUGCAUAGAUCAUGAAAACAUCAGAACUUAGUCAAGCAACUUCAGCAAGCAUAGCAUUGAUUGUGAUUAAGUCUAAAACAGCCUGAAAAUAAGUUUCUCUCAUCAAUUUGGAAGGCUAAGUUUUAGGUUGUCUGUUAGUAUCCAGAAGUUUUGUUUGAAACGCCUCACACGGGGCACCAAAAUAUAUGUAGUGAUUUGAAAUGAGCCUCAUACGGUCGCACCAAAAUAUAUGUAGCGAUUUGAAAUGAGCCUCACAAGGCCGCACCAAAAUAAUACUUGGCGAUUGGAAUUUAUAAUAAAUGUCUGAAGAUUAAUAAUCUCAAAUUAUGACAUUUAUGCACUCGUUGAAAGGGGCACCACCCACCCUUAAUGGUGGGAAAAUAAAGAAAACAAAAGUUUAAUUCAGAAAUCAAACAUCAAGUCAGUUUUAAUUAAUCAGUCUUAAUUAAUCAGUCUUAUAUCUUAAGUCGAAAUUCUAAUUUCAGGGACUCCACUUCUGGAAGAACACUAACAGACAGGAACUUAGAAAAAUAAUGAUCUGUUUAUUACAGGAUAAUGAUGGUACAACAUACAUGCAAUAAAUGAUGAUAAGAUAAUGAGGAUAAAAUAAUAAUAGGUGAAUAAAUAAAGAUUCUGAGUCAGGCUAGGAGCACUAAAGUUAAUGAUAGUGAGUGAAUAUGCGCUAACAUAUUAACCUACACUAACUUUAGUGUCGAGAUAAACUCGGAUGUGGAUUUGGAGGAAUCUAAGAUUACCAGAAUAAGAGGAUAUCUGAGUUGAACGCAGGAGACAGCACCAGCCCUCUUUAGAGCUCUGGAGGUUUGCAUACUUAAGUGAGACUGGUCCUUGGAGAAGAUGGAGCAGGUUCCGAAGGUCCGGGCUACUGGCGGUUCGAGCGGUUCAGCUCAGAAGACGACUGAAGUCAGCCGAAGGAUGAGCCAGGAGUUGCAGCACUCAGGCCCGAAGCAAAAACCAGCGCCUGUGGAUCCUGUGGAUGCUCGUUUGGGUACUUCUUUAGUCUCACUCAAAAACUCUGGCACAGAGGAUGACCUGGGCCUGUUGGAUUGCGUUCGGAGGUGACUUUGAAAUCACGCAGAAAACUCAGAAAAACGAGGCUCGAAGAGCAGAGAAAACUUUCAAAAAUGGCUUCGCGAAAUUAAAGAAAAUCAAUCAAAGGCUUAAUCUUGAAUUGCUAUGUGCACAAAAAGUUGAAGUUUCAAAACUUGAACUAAGACGAUGUUAAAGAAAAAUCAACGUGAAUCAACACGUGGCGUAAAACUUAGAAGACUAAGAAAAAGUUCUAAGAGAAAACAAAGAAACGCACCACAGAAGGGUGUGGGCAGAAGAGAAGGGGCAUAAGAGCCGGGGACAAGAGAGUCAGCAGAAGAGCAGAAGCAUAAGAGAGAUAAGAGGAGUAAGAGUGAAGAGAGUAAGAGAGUGAGCAACCCGACUUCACUGGUUUUAUCUUCUCACACUGGGGGUGGCUCCGGCGUGUGUGUGAGGAGACAGAGGAGGGGUCGUGUGGUCUUUGAUUAUUUGAUCUAACUUAUUCUUUUGGCUGGCAAAAGAGUCAGAUCUGAUACUCACUCACUAUGAUUAAUAUCAUUGAAUGUUUGGUUUCAUGAUAAAUAAUUUGAUACUAAACACAUAUGAAUGAAGUGUAGGAUCACAUCAAACAUUCUCAUUAUGUUUUAAGUAUCACAUUGAACAUGCUAAAUUACUCUGAAAUGAAACAGAUAGUAACACAUGGAAACUGUGAACAACAAAAGAGUAAAUACAUGUGAAUGAACGUCAUCAUGAUUAAUAAUGGAUUCUAAAUACUCACAUUAAGGUUAUUCAAUGACAUUAUAACCACCUAAUGGUUAAAAAUACUAAAUAAACGAUUAAAAUAUAGAACAAACAUUUCUAAACCAUUUCUGUUAAUUAGAGCUAAGUUAUGAGUCACAAUCAAUAAAUUUAACUCUUAAAAGUUCAUGAAACAGUCUGAAAAGCUGUUGGUCUAAAGAUAUCCGGAGUGAUAAUUUGGCUUCUGAAGCACAUAGAAAAACGGGAAACAUCUCAUUUUAACACAAAUUUCAUGAUUAGACAGAUUAGUACAUUGCUGAAUGCAUAAGAUGUCAGGAUCAGUCAUUUGUAUUCUUUCACCAAAGGAAUGUAGUCUUUAUCAGUGCAUGGUCGAGCAGGGUUUUACGACCGAGGUCUGGAGGUCAGUGUCCCCCCUUUUCCUAGGGUCCGUAUGUUCACACACUUUAAGACACUAAAUCUCAAAUGGGAGAUCUGGGUUGAGACGUUAAUGUUUAUUUAGAUGGUCAGCAAAUGGAGUCAGUUUGAAAGGUAAUAAAACUCUGUCUCUGUUCUCCGAAUUGACCAAUCGUGAAGAGUCGGAGGUUUAGUCAACCUCCGGUUGGGUCACUUAUUUAACCUGAAAGUGUAAACGAGUCUGGAAAGAUUUAUAUCCUGUUUCCUGGGACCAGAUAAGGAACUUUCCUGUGAGGAAUGUGUGGGUUUCACACCCAGGGUUGUCUUGAUUGCUACACAAUAUAACAAAGUUUUUUUUUUUUCUGGUGAUAGCAAAGACUGCGUUUUAGCCGACCUCAACGCUAACUUUUAAAAUUGUCCCCCAGAUUGGGAAAUUUCGGAAAUGCCACAUUGUCAACAGCAAGUCAGGGUUUUCAAUGAAAAUGCUGAUGACACGCUCCAUUUUGUGCAUGCACAUUAAAAGUGGGAAAAUUAAACCGCCAUGCGCAAAUCGUAAAAAGUGUAAUGCGCAUGCGCAAAGUGGAGUGUACCAAAAGUGUUUUCAUUUAAAACCCGGGCUUGCUGUUGACAAAUGUGGCUGCAUUGUUCAGAAAUAUCCUAAUUUUGAGGGCAUUUUUAAAAGUGACCAUUUGAGGUUGGCUAAAACGUUGUUUCAGUUAUCAGGAGAAAAGGAAAUUUGAUAUAUCGAGAUAGUAAAUGGUUAUCACAAGAUUAUAGAGCAUAAAAAAAUCCAUGGCCGUUCUCGUCUUCUGUACCGUUCAUUUGUUUCUAGAGAAGAUAAAGUGACCCUAAAAUGUCUGUGGAGCGAUCACUUUGAAAUGCUCCCUCUCUGAAGUGGCGUCCCCCAGGGGUCUAUCUUGGAUCCCCUCUUAUUUAGUCUGCAACCAGCCAGUCAAAACCAUCUUUCAACGUGAAAACCAACAAAAAAGCUGAUCCAGGAGGGAGGUUUGUUAUCUCAUGAUAACGAGAUAAGUCGUUAUCAUGAGAUAACGGUGCAUUAAAAAAAAAAAAAUCCCUGGCCGUUUUCGUCUUCUGUACAAAAACCUUUUAAUAAACGAGGAAAAUGAAGCACAAUAAGUCAUUAUUUUUGUGAAUUGUAUUCUUUUAUACGUUCAUGUUAUUUUACACGUGAUGGAGGAUUCAGUUACAUUUUAAAAUCAUUAGUCUCUGCAUUAACAAAGUCGUAACUGAGUUACAUUAUUUUUUUUUUACCAAAAGAAACUUUUUUUCUUUGAACUCACGAGUAUAAAGUGCGGCAGUGAAGAGACAAAAGUCCAGAAUCAGAGUGCAAGAAUGUCGUCCGUGUGCAUCUCGAGAGUUUUCUUCUCGUCUUUGUCCGUCAGUACUUCGUUCACAGGAAGGUUUGUCAGUCCCAGUCUUCACCCCGGAGCAGCAGAGGGAAGCAGAGUGAAAACAGGAGUUCCUCUGAAGAGGACCGGUCAGAGUUACUCAGAAAAAACACACUGUAGUAAAAUCCAAAGGCAGCUUCAGCAACGUCAGUGAUUGUCGUGUAAAUGAAGAAAAAGAUGUUUCUAUGGUAACAAAGUGGUUAACACAAGUACAAAAAGUGACGUCCCUUUUUUAAACACUGUAGGUUUAGUUCUCACACGUGUGACUCAGGAGUUAAAGGACUAUUCUGUCAUUUUUACACCUCGACUUUCAUGCUAUGAGAGAAACUGCAGGUUCAUGAAGCAGAGAAGAAGAGCUACAGCCGCCUCGACAGAUCCGACUUCAGGUUAUAAAUACAGGUUUAAGUUGCACUUAUAUUUAACGCACCGUAGGCACACAACAAGAAAAGAUAGGACCAAUAAACACAGAGUUAGAUCAGCAGGUCCCUCCUCCUGCAUGAUGAAGCUGCAGUGGAGUCUGGUGGUUCCUCAGAGAACCUCUAAUGGUCUCAAAGCAGAUGUGGCGACAACAGUGAGCGCUCACGAUAGACACAGUUUAAAAAUCACAGAAUAACCCUUUAAAGACGAUUGAGCCACAAGGUGAGGUAUGAAACGAGCCAUAAACUGAGAUGAAACUGAGACUGAGCGGGUUUGUUUUUUUUCAGCAAAAUCCUGAUCCAGAACCUGAUCUUUAAGAGGGUCCCUUUCUGUAUCCAACCUCAAGUUUCUCACAAAAGUCAGUGCUCUUAAAAAUAUCUGAAAUCCUGGUUUUGUUAAAUGUGCCGGACGAAAACCAUCAGCUUCUCUAGGAUCAUAAAAACAGGAUUUCUUCAGGGAUCAGCGUCCAAACACACACGCACGGACGAAAAUGGCGUUAAAGUAAAACCGAGAAGUUUCAGUCAGUUUGAAGAUGUUUUUCCCUUUAGGUUGAGGUAGGAGAUCAGUCUCAGAUCUGCUCAUACGGACUCUGCUGGCCUCGUAGUCUGGGGUUUUUGUUGUGUAAUGGUUGUUGUUGUGGCUCCUUUCAGUAACACGCUGUACAGCAGAGAGAUAACAGCAGAACAUUUCCAGAGUGGAACUAAAGCACGGCGGUGAUUCAUCAGUUUUACAGAGAGGAAGGUCGCACACACACACGAGCACACAGAGAGAGAGAGAGACACGGUUCUGACCCACAUUAGAGUAAUCUGUGACCCCCUUACAGAGUCCCCUCAGAGAACCAGGACCCUCUGACCGGGCCUCGUCUGUGUUGAAGUGCAGUGUUUGUCGUAUCCCUUGUCGAGCCGGCUGAUCGUACCUCUACCUGGCGCUGGGUCGGCCCUGUCGCUGCUGGGACGUCUUGGUUUGGUGUUCGGACAGCCACUGGUGACAGAUGUUCUGCAUCACAGAGUCCUGGGCGCUCUCCGCCGCCUGAAGGACCUCCUGGACCAGCGGGCGCGCUCUGCUCGACUCGAGCUUUACCGCCAGGAGGUACGCAGGGCGGAGUUUGCUGCACAGCAGGUAGGCCUUAAUCUGCAGGUGUGACGAGAGACAGACCAUCGAUUAGUCUGAUUUUACAGAAACACCUUCACAGAGUUCAUGUUUCCGCUUUCUAAUUUUAACAAUAAGGUGAUUAUCCAAACUCCUAAAUAAAUCAAUCAAUAAGUGCAGAAUGUCUUUGUCUUCCUUCAGCAGUUUCAUCUUCACGUGUUCCCCCUGAAGAACAGUUUUUAUUGUCUUUUAUUUUCUCUGACAGCCUCUGAAGACGUGCAGAUAAAAACACAACAGGGUUAAACCAGGAGGAUUUACGGAAAAGGUUUAAAGAUUAAAAAGUUUGUUAAUUAAUUAUUAAUAUUGAAUGUUGUUGUUCUUAUCAUUAUUAUUGAUAUUAUUCUUUUAUUAUAAUUUCCAUUUGCUUGUCUGACAAUUGUAAUAUUUUUUAUCAUUAAAAUGUUUUUUUUUUUGUUUUUUUUUCUUCUCCCUUUUUCCUUUUUCUAAUUUUUUUCUUAAUUAUUACAUUUAUUUAAGUUCUUAAUAUUAGGAUCCUUAUUGUUAUAACUGCAUUUUUGCACUCUUUGUCUUGUCUGUGAUGCUGCUGUGACAAAAAAAUUUCCCCCAUGGGGGAUCAAUAAAGGAAUAUUCUAUUCUA